This is a messenger RNA of Babesia ovata, 3660 nucleotides long. RefSeq lists its product as uncharacterized. NCBI's taxonomy places the organism in Eukaryota, Apicomplexa, Aconoidasida, Piroplasmida, Babesiidae. The transcript has a single exon. Bases 1 to 3660 code for a protein of 1219 amino acids. The record is from RefSeq and is a predicted model, not a curated record.
AUGAACAAUGUCUUCAAUACUGAAGACGUCGUGGACUUGUUGCAGCGGUUGCAGAGGAAGAUUGGUCACGGUGGACAUGCAGGCCUGCAAGGAAUUUCUUAUGCGAUUAAAAACCUCCGAGAAGGCCCGUUUACUAGAAAUCCCGACGAUAUUCACAAAGCCAACGAAGCAAUUAAGGGAGAACUCACUACCCUCCAAAAUGAGUUGCAAGGCGCCAAGCCAGGCAGUGAUGUCAUAAAGUCACUAGACGAUUUAAAGGACACUGGGCUAAGUGGAAAGGACAAAUGGAAUGGUGAUAAAAAAGGCCUCUCAAAAAUUGAUACUGAACUUCAAGGUCAACAAAAUACGUUGUCCUCUCAGCCCGGUGUAAUUGAGGGAGGCGUCCAAGACAUCAUCAGUGAGCUUACAAAGCUCCAGAAGCAGUUGAGUGAACAGGUCACCGAUAAGCUGCAGAAGCUGAGAGAGCAUGGCCUUAAUAACGGCGGAAACAACUGGACGGAGGACAAAACAAAUGUAAAUGGUAUUCAAAAAAUCACCGAAGACAUCGAGACCAUAAAAACCAGGGACGUCGAUAACGUCAAGCAUCAUCUCAUCGCCCUGUGCAGUGCUGUCAGGCAUAACGCAAGAGAUCUCAGAGACAUUUUAAAGGAUGUCAAAGAAAAUUUGGUCGGCGAGUUGACAAAAAUAAAAGACAAAUUUAGUGAUCUGCUGAGCGAGCAGGUGAGGCCUGUGAUAGCAGAGGUGAGAGGCUUCGUAAAAUUCCUCGACAACGGCAAGGCGCAACUCAUCAGAGAACUCCACGCAUUCGUCAACAAGGAGGUCAAGGAAGCCGAAGAGACGCUGAUCAACGAGGCACGCCGGCAGUAUGUCUCCAACAUCAAGAAGCAUUUGAAGUUGUUCGCCCGGAAGGUGGAGGAAGAAUUAAGUCCCUUGCCUCCGUUAAUAAACGGGGAUCUGCAGAUAGGGUACAAAGGGUUCAUGUAUAAUAUGGAAGGCGAAAAAGGCGUGAACAUUAAUAGGCUCAAAGACGUGAAAAGCAGAGAGCUUCAAGCAUUGUCCUCCGCGUUCCAGAAUUUCUUCGCGCCGCUAGACGAGCAUCUCCGUGAGGAGAUUGAGAGGGUAAAGAAGCAGAGUGACGACGAGAAAAAUCCCUCACUCCCCAAGUCAGAAGAGCCCUACGCCGCCGAGUGGGACGCCGUGCACAGCGAUCUUAACAGCCUGCUCAAUUAUCUUUGCGAGACACAGAGCUUCGACCACAGACUCCAAGCGCUGCUCCGCAAACUCACCGAAGCGCUGAGUCACCUGCGACCUGAGAGCUUCGCCAAGCCCUCUACCCCCGUGCUGGACGGCCUGGUGGAGGGGCUCACAAAGUUCGCCGCCGAGUUCACAUGUGCGUACGUCUCCGCCUACGCCGGGCAGACGUUCACCGAUGAAGAAGGUGAGAAGUGCGCCAAGGUCUUCCUCACCACGCUGCCCACACUCUGCGACGCCUUCACCAGGCUGGCGGAGCAGUGCGGCAAAGGCGGCAAGUGGAGGGACUUGCAUAUUAAUUCAAGCAGUCAACUCGGCACAUUCCUCCAACGCUGCGGCUACAAGGUCGCCACCUCUCCCUUUGACCAGGACGGCGAGCUGCGGAACGACUGCAACGGCCGCGACGUGUAUGUCCUCGUCACCCAGAACAUUAAGGAGGCAGAGGACAACGCACACCUCAAAAAAUGCCUCUCCCUCACACACGACUGUAAUCUUUUAGGUAUCCUUAAAUGCCUCUGCACGCACCUCACUGAGUACUACAGGACGUGCCACCUCAAGGUGCAUCCCUCACCCCGGCCGCCGUGCAGUGUCUACGAGAUGCUUCAAUGGUGCUGCGGGCUUACGUACAAUCCCGUGCAUCUCACCGUCACCCAUGAUGCCCUGCCAUCGCUGUUCGAGGCGCCGGAUAAGCAGGGCUCUGCUGACUCCGAAGUGUCCCUCACUGACCUCGGCAGCCUGGCGCUUAAGGCCCACCCGCGGGUCAUAACACCGGCGUCCCUCACCGACGCACUCACGGAGGUCUGCCACACGUCGCAUUCAGUGCUCACCACGUUACUCGGCCACGGCCACGCAGGUGGCAUAUACGCCUGCGACUUCAACACCAACCCGGCAGGCCUGCUCUAUCCCUGUGACGCCGACGCUUUGCUCUGCCUGCUCUUCGACGUCCUCAGACGCCUCCACCAACAGCUGUAUCUCCUCUACCGCCGGUGCCUCUACAACGCCCGGCACGGCGGAUGGCUCGACUGCUGGUACGGCCGGGGCGUCGGAGGCUCAUCGUGGCGGUGCAACACCAUGCAGUGUGCCAACCAAAUAUGUGACCAACAGUGCAACCAAACACACAACCAAACUGGUAACCAAACACACAACCAAAUAUGUAACCAAAGCUGUGACCAACAUCCCAAGUGCGGCGUCAAGUCGCCGCUCCAGUCGUUCCUGGAAGACGGCCUGGUGGGCUUCCUGCCGCAUGACCUGUCGGCAGACGGCACCUGUGUCAAGUGCUCCGGCUGCGACACUAAGUCACCCGGCCUGCCGUGCAAGACGCCCAUGGGCCUCUCCAACAUUACCAGGCUGGCCUCCCGUGCCUCCACAGGCCGACACAUCAUGGACGUUCUCGGCGCCUUCUGCGGCGGCGCAUCGUCGCCCCUCACCAGGCUGUGCGACUUCCUGAAUUGCCUCCUCACCCGCCCGCCGCGGACGCCAGACGAACUCUUCGCCUUUUACUACCAGUUCAUAUGUGAGUGGCAUAAUUACGGCGAGCACCGUAAGGCGGCCUUCGAUGACGCCGUCGGCGACGCGUGCUUCCGGCAGCGGGGCGUCACACUGGACGUCAGUACAAUCUUCCGCACCAAGGACCAUGGCAAUGCUACAAAUAUGCCUCACCUCACCGGGGACCUCUUCUCCCUCGUCAAGUGCAACGGCAACCAACGCUCCGCUCCGUCACACCCCUGCGGUCCCUACCUCAAGCCGCUCGGCCACGACGUCCGCGCCACCUUCUCCAAGGCACACGCCCACCUCUACCUCUCGUGGAUAGUCUACCUCACGGAGACUUUCUACGACCUGCUCUGUUCACUACUCCGAGACUGCGAGCGCAACUGCGCCGACGCCACGUCCAACUGCCACGCCAGGAGCUGCGCCAACGACUGCACAGCCAAGCGACGGCCACUGGCCCCGAACUCCACUCACACUGCCCACUGCCCCUCCAUCGUGGACUGCGACUCCACCACGCCCACACUCUUCCGGUACGGCUUCGUGCACAGGGACGUCCACAGCCUCGCCGGAUCCACCAGCGGCCACCAGUCCAAGCGGACCUGCGACGAUUUCUGCAUGGCCCUCCAAGUCGCUGUCAAGCAGAUGAACCCUCUCCACAAGCUGGCGCAUGAGACAAUCCCCGAGUACCUCUAUCGCAUCCGCAUGCCCUUCCUCUACACCCUCGUCACACUCUGGCUCAUCGCCACGCUCUACAUCGCCCACUCACUACUCUACCGCAUGGACGUCCUGCGCCUCCGCUCGCACCUCCUCACCACCAGGGCCUCCCACCUCAUCGACGUCAAGGCGCUGCUCGCUGGCAGCCGCAGGAUGCUCUCACUCUACAAAGACGUCGACUACUUCGACGAUGACCUUCACUCAUGA